AUGUUGGAUUCAAAUGAGAAUCCGAAACGUCAGGCGAUUAAGGACCUUGUUCCAGCGAUCGCUUCUUCUUCUGCUUCGUCACCUUUCCACGGUACCUACCGUUUACCAGCCCGACAGACCUACGCUCCCUCUUGUCCAGACUCAUGGGACCGUCUGAUAGGUCUGUCCCGCUCCUGGCUGCAGAUGUGGUCUGACCGGAAUCAGCUGACGACUCGGAGGCACGUCCAACAGACAGAUCUGGGAUGAAAUUUCGGUAAGAUGUGGUUAUGUAGCCCCACAUCAUGGGCACACUACUGUUGGGGUUGGGCUUAGGGAUUAGGGUUAGGGGUUUGGGCUAGGGGUUAGGGUAACUAUUUCUCAACCACUCAAAGUAAAACUGCGCAUUCCCAAUAGCUUUUCUUUUGCAUUCAGUUACCUGACCUCGUUGCCUGUGCGUUCUCCUGUCCCACCUGUAAAAACCCCUAUUACCACUGUCCCGCAUUAGAAGUGGCUGGGGUUUGUUUACUUCAGGUGGGGCAACAUAACGACAUCUGGCCGAAAUUUCGAUUGCUAAUUAACCUAUAUGCUGAACAUCUCUCAGCCAAAUAGCAGUCAAGUGAAGAACUAUUUUUUGGAGAACUGACUGAGAGCACUCUGAAUCCGUAGAAAGCGGUUAUAUUUGGCUGACGUUGUAAAUUCUUAUCAGGCCGGUAGUUGCCAUUCAAAGUACAGCAGGUGGUGGAUCUCUCGAAAAGCAAUUUUGAAUUUCUUAAACAUGAUGCCGAUUAGAAAGGAUUACUUCGACUUAUUGAGAGAUAGAAAGGUAGGUGAAGUAUUUUUUGAGACAGAGGUUUGGCGUAGCGGAUGAGUAUCGUUCUGAGGAAGUCUACGGACAAAAUGCCCGACAAGAGAACCCUGCCGUAACAUAAAUGUAACGAAUGUCUUCUUGUGAGAAUAUGGCAAGUUAGAGGGUGAGUUAGAGGGGGUAAUGCUUGGACCAAAACAUCUGACUGUGGACUUGGAGAGAUGGAGGGUUGUUGUCAUGGAACACGGUGAGCUGGUUUGAAAAAAGACGAUCAGAAGCUAUUCAGAAUGAAAAGACGGUGUAGACAACGACAAAUACGAAGGUCUGCGUAAGAGGACACACAUCAUCUUUGAAAAUACAACCAAUAAAAUUGUUACAUAACCCGGAGCAUGUUGUAAAUGACCUUCAAGCGGUUAGUAUAUUUUUUCGAUACGCUUUAGGCGUCAACCUAUAUUGGGAUAAAAUUUACUUUGCCAAGGCAGUUUUAUUCAGAUUAGGAUGGACACGGGUCCAACUGCAGGUUCCACUGAAAUCGUCAAAUUGGAAGACCGACGCGUAAUCAAGAAAAUGGGAUCCGCCGAUGGUGACAGCAGGGAUCAUGUGGCUAUGAGACGGUCAUAGCUUUUGACAACGCAUAAUGAUUUUCUUCAAAACAACUGAACCAGAACACGCGUCCCAUGUUUGUUGAAGUCAUCCUCACGCAUUACUUCAACAGGCCUUACUUCGAUGGUUGUAGUGCCAAAAUGCCAGUACGAAAAGGAGAUCUACCAAAAAUAGAGCCGAUUUCUAUAUGUUAAACGCCAUUGUGAAAUUUCUUGCAUAAGUCAUGCCGGCCAACGGUGGUUUAGGGUGUGAUUACUAGUCAGACGAUUGCAGCAGCAGUUAAUAUUCAUGAUUUUAGCGCAGUGGACCAGGUGGAUUGUAAGUUGUAUAAGGAUCUGUGUAAAACAGCGGAGAUCGAGGACGAUGACGGCGGUGAUGAUGAUGAGGAUUAUGAGGAGGAGGAGGAGGAGGAGGAGGAGGAGGAGCAGGAGGAGGAGGAGCAGGAGGAGGAGCAGGAGGUGGAUGCAGGCUGUAACGUCUUCCGCCCUCAGAGCACUAAAAUUUCCGUACCCAUGACCGCUACUACCGACACCGUCGUUGUCAUAGCGUCCUCGUAUUUUCCGCUUUCGCCUGAUGGCUAG
Molecule: messenger RNA, 1968 nt
Organism: Spirometra erinaceieuropaei
Lineage: Eukaryota; Metazoa; Platyhelminthes; Cestoda; Diphyllobothriidea; Diphyllobothriidae
Source: the annotation of a GenBank genome assembly